This is a messenger RNA of Suillus paluster, 531 nucleotides long. RefSeq lists its product as uncharacterized. The record is from RefSeq and is a predicted model, not a curated record. NCBI's taxonomy places the organism in Eukaryota, Fungi, Basidiomycota, Agaricomycetes, Boletales, Suillaceae. The coding region runs from base 1 to 531 and encodes 176 amino acids. The transcript has a single exon.
AUGCUACCACGCACCGUUUCAGAUGAUUUGAAAGCUCAAAUCCCUGUUCUAUAUCGACGUGGGUACUCCAUCAAGUAUAUCUGCCAUCUACUUGGAGUCAAAAAGACUCUUGUAUACAAAGUUUUACAGCUCUUUCCCUCGCAGCAUAUCCAUAGCAAGAAUACAGGCCGGCAUCACAUUCUCACCAUUGAUGAUAUCACUUUCAUCACUGCCAUCCUUUGUCACCAUCCUACAAUGUAUCUCGACGAAUUACAGCAUGAAUUACACUCUCACUGCAGUGUGUUUGUGUCUGUGCAAACACUUCUUCGCACAUUUUGGCGGCUACAUCUCAAUUGCAAACACAUCUCCACUUAUGCUCUUGAACGGAACGAGGAAAAAUGUGCUAUUUUUAUGAAUAGUAUUGCUGAAAUUGUGCCCGACCCUGAAAUGCUGAUGUUCGGUGACGAGGCUGCGAAAGAUGAGAGAACCCUCAUUCAAUGCUAUGGCAGGUCGAGAAUUGGUACAAGGUAUGUCAAAUUUUGCUUUGAUUGA